Molecule: messenger RNA, 768 nt
Organism: Myxocyprinus asiaticus (Chinese sucker)
Lineage: Eukaryota; Metazoa; Chordata; Actinopteri; Cypriniformes; Catostomidae
Product: C-X-C motif chemokine 11-6-like
Exons: 4
Coding region: 16-405 (129 amino acids)
Biological process (GO): chemokine-mediated signaling pathway; neutrophil chemotaxis; inflammatory response
Cellular component (GO): extracellular region
Molecular function (GO): CXCR chemokine receptor binding; chemokine activity
Source: RefSeq, a predicted model, not a curated record
UCUUAGAGUAUUUAAAUGGAGCUGCUGAACACUUUUGUUCAUAAUCUCAUUGCUUCACACAUUACCACAAGCAAAGCGAAGACUAUCAAGAGCAAAAAGACAAUGAAGACUGUUGCAGCUAUUGUUCUUCUUGCAUGUCUGCUUAUUAUUGAGGUGAAAGGGCAGGCCAGGGUUCCCAAGGGCAGGUGUCUCUGUGCUGACAAAGGAGUGAACAUGGUUUUAAUGAGAAACAUUGAAAAGGUUGAAAUCAUCCCUCCAAGUCCAUCUUGUGGAAAGCAGGAGAUUAUAGUCACUCUGAAGAAAGGUGCCAGUCGGAGAUGCAUGAAUCCAGAGUCUAAAUUCACUCAAAAUGUCAUCAUGAAGGCUCUUGAAAAGAGGAGCCAGCCAGUCGAGGAUUCUCAGUGAAUCUAGAUCAGCCAUUGUGUUGUGCCACUGAAGAACACCCUGAUAUCGGCACCAUCAGCACCAACAUACUUCAGAUGACUGUAUUCAUACACUGCUUAAAUCGUUUGAAAAAAACUUUAAAACAUUUUAUUGACAAUAUUUAUUUAACCAUUAAACUAUGGAUUGUAAAAAGCCUUUAUAUUUUUGAUUAUAUAAUUAUUUUAUUUUUCACAAAGAUACUUUCUUAAGACCACUGAACACUGUGUCAUAUGUAUAGUUUUCACCAUUUUUGUAUGAUUGUAGUUUGUCUGUAAUUUAAUUGUCUCUAUGAUGCACAAAAACAAAAAAGUGUCAAAUAAAUGAAAUUUUGUAUCUAAAUGAAAA